Messenger RNA from Schistocerca gregaria, 1227 nucleotides. RefSeq lists its product as uncharacterized. The record is from RefSeq and is a predicted model, not a curated record. NCBI's taxonomy places the organism in Eukaryota, Metazoa, Arthropoda, Insecta, Orthoptera, Acrididae. Gene Ontology annotation, cellular component: membrane. The coding region runs from base 57 to 974 and encodes 305 amino acids. The transcript has 7 exons.
CAAACGAGACAAACGCAGAACUCAUUCAUUGGGAAGCUGCGAACCAGCGCAGGAAUAUGUACGCCAACCUUCGCUACAGAAAGUCGGCCGUUUUUGGGGGAGACGACAGCUCGGAGUCUGUGUCGCUGGGCUCGGUGGUGUCGCUGGCGCUGCCGCCGCUGCCCGCGUGGGGGCUGCCGCGGCCCAGGGCCCCCACCACAGACUCCCGCCGGCAGCUCGUCGAGUUCCUCGCCUGCCUCGCCGCCACCACCGUGCUGGCGGUGGGCGUACUGAGCGCGGCGACGGGCUGCUGGCUGCUGCCGGCCAAGCUGUCGCUGUGCCGCGUGGUGGGCGCGUGGCGGCUGCCGCUGUGCGCCGGGCUCAUGCUGCUGGCCGGCGCGCUCGCCGUCUGCCUCGCCGCGCUCGCCUGCCUCUCCCAGCACGGCCAGGGCUACUGGAUGUUCAUCCUGUCGUUGGCGAGCCUGGCGCUGGUGAUGCUGGUGGGCGGCGCGUGGCAGACAGUGGAGCAGCGCGCGGCGCUGGCGUUCGUGCCCGCCGCCCACGGCGCCACCAGCCUGCCGCCCCCCGCCGCCCCGCUGCCCAGCGGCCUCGUGCUGGUGCCCGGCGCCGCCAGGGACUCGAUGGGCGCCGUCAUGCGCGCUGCCCUCACCAGAUAUUCCGCAGACCUCCGGCACUCGUGGGACAGUCUGCAGAGAUCGUUGCAGUGCUGUGGUGUAGACAAUUAUAGUGAUUGGCUGAAUGUUCAAGAUUCUGUCCCUUGUUCCUGUCUUGCGACAGAGAACUGCUCAUCUACAUCAUACUUUGCCCAGAGCUGCCUGGAUGUGGCAGCAUUGGACUUAGCAGCAACAGCUUCUUUCCUGUGUGGAUUUAUUUCUGUAGCCAUCACUACUCUGGCUCUGGUGCUGCUGCUUGCAACUUGGAGGUAUGCAGCAGAGAGAAAUAUUCAUCCCGUAACUCCUCGAAUGAGCAGCUAAUAUGUUGGAACUUUGCUUGUCUUGAUUCUCAUUUCCAGAAAAAAAAGUGUGACAAUGGUGCUAAUACAUAAAGUCAAGUGAUAUGUAUACCUGAGUUAAUUUGUUUACAUAUUUUUCCCAACUGGCAUCAAAGUUGUGCUCAAUGAUAGCAAAGAAAGAAUAAUCACCUAUUGAGAAAAUGUAUCCUUGCAUUCAAAUUUAAGGUAACCUUGUUACUACAUGUAAUGUGGUGCAAUAAAUUUAUUUCCAGGGA